Messenger RNA from Amphimedon queenslandica, 3187 nucleotides. Its product is annotated as receptor-type tyrosine-protein phosphatase alpha-like. The record is from RefSeq and is a predicted model, not a curated record. Lineage: Eukaryota; Metazoa; Porifera; Demospongiae; Haplosclerida; Niphatidae. Bases 34 to 3156 code for a protein of 1040 amino acids. Gene Ontology annotation, biological process: motor neuron axon guidance; protein dephosphorylation. Gene Ontology annotation, molecular function: protein binding; protein tyrosine phosphatase activity. The transcript is spliced from 20 exons.
AAAAAACUAUAAUUAUUCCUAUAACAUCUUAACAUGCUUGCAGUGUCACUGCUGCUGCUGUCUGUUGCCUUCUUGAGCUUGAACAUAGAUAUUGGUGCUAGUACAUGCCCACCAACCUCAGGUGGUAUAUACCUGAUGCAGGGUUCAUUAUGUAAUAUUUCUAAUAAUACUUAUUUUCAAGAUAUUGAGAUCAGAUCAAAUUUGUUAGAGUGUGGAUUACCUGGUUAUGGGGCAGAUGGUGGAGAAUUGAUUGGUCCUAAUGGAGCUGUUCCUUGUCCUGGUAGUAAUUCAAAUUUAGAGUGUGCUGUUGGGUCAGGUGCUAAUAUUACUAUUAGUAUACAAUCCACAAACAACAUUCUGACAUCUGGUGAAGGAUGGUAUAGGUGUUGUCUACCCACUAAUUGUUCAGAUCCUGAUGCAUACAUCAUCAGCUUUAAAAUAUACAGAUGGGUUGAGAUAACAGGUAUCACAGUUGAUCUUCCUUUGGAUAUUAAACUUCUUCCACAAACAUACACACUACAUGCAAUCAAAGUUGGUCAUAAAGAUAAUGUAUUAUUGAACAAUGCUACUUGGUACUAUGAGUCUGGUAGUGAUAGUACUGAAAUAACUACUGGUCUCUGCAGUGGACAGUCUGGAUACAAUUGUAGCAUUGGUAAUGGAGUAUUACUACACCAGAGUAAUGGAUCAUAUGAUUAUACUCUAACUGUUACUUGGAAUGGAGAGAGUAUUACUAGUGGAAUACUGAGUCAAUUAAACAACAAUGGGGAUCAUGUGUUUAGAUUUUACUUACAUUAUGGAUAUAAUGACGAUAAUAUCAAAAGAAACAGAUAUCACACAGUGGCAGUUCCAAAAUCUGCCCCUUCUUCUGUUAUUAUUGUCAGUAAAACUGAUAUGACAGUCAGUCUCCAUUGGACUCCACUUGAUUCAUCAGAUGCUGAUGGAUAUGUAGUCUAUGUUACUAAUGAUACUGAUACUGUGCAGAGAGUACAAGUAGAAGGAAGUAGUAACACUGCAUUUACAGUGAAUGGGCUACAAAGAGGAACAACUUAUAGCAUCACAAUCAGAGCAUAUCAAAAAUUAGUGGGACCUCCUAGCAGUACAAUCACAGUACAAACCUUACCAAUUACACAAGUCUCUUCUAGUUCACUGCUAUAUGUACAUCAACCUGUGUCUGCAUCAGGUUCAGCAACACCAACUUUAGAUAGUGUAAAGUCUAAAUAUACUUCUGCUACAUUUGCAGCUGCGUCAGCAAUUACUGGGUUUUCAAUAUUGAUGAUACUUCUAGUGAUCACUAUCACAGCUAUUUAUGUAAAGACAAGAUUAACAAGGACCAGAACACACUACAUUAAGGAAGUAACAUCAGGAAGUCAAGGAGGAUCAAUCUUACAAGCCGAAGAGACAGAUGUAGAGACUGUUCUGUCUUAUCUUGGUGUCUACAGUGACUUUGAUCCACAGAUUCUUCCUACUCUACCUAUACCACUGGAGGAUUUGGCUAUACAUUUAGAUAGUUGCCAUAAUAGCAAUGGAUUUGAAAGACAAUUCAAAAAUCUCUACAGUGGUGAGGAAAAGCCAUGUACUGUUGGAUACAGUGAAGAAAACAAACCUUUGAACAGAUUAAAGAAUGUGACAGUUUAUGAUGAUAACAGGAUAUUACUGGAUACUAAUCCUAACUUGGAUAUGUGUCAAAGGGAAUUUAUUAAUGCUAAUUAUGUUGAUGGAUACAGUAGUAGUAAGAAAUACAUUACAACACAAGGUCCUAUGAAGAACACAUCAGUUGAUUUCUGGUAUCUCAUCUGGCAGGAAAGGCCAGUGUAUAUUGUGAUGCUAACCAAACUGAAGGAAGGAGGAAAAAGCAAGUGCAGACAGUACUGGCCAAACUCUGUAACUGAGCAAGAGAAGUUUGGACCAUUCACUGUAUUGUUAAAAAAUACAGACACUUACCCUGACUUUGUUAUUCGUCAACUUUGUAUAACAAUACAAGAUGGAUCAAAUGAUAGUCAUACACUGACUCAAUAUCAUUUAACCACAUGGCCUGAUCAAGGAGUACCUGACUAUGCUACCUCAUUGAUGACUCUAUAUAAAAGAGUCAUGAAAACCUGGUUUCCUUCACAAGGCCCCAUUCUGGUCCACUGUAGUGCUGGUAUAGGCCGUACUGGUAUAUUUAUUGCUAUAGACUUGGCUCUAGAACAAGCCAAAAAAGAGGGAGUGAUAGACUUUGCUGGUAUUGUUAAUAGACUUAGACAACAGAGAAUGAAGAUGGUUCAGUCACUAGAUCAGUAUGUGUUUCUUCAUGAUGCUGUGUUUGAGGAAAUCAUUUGUGGAAAGACUGAGAUAUUAAUUGAGAACUACAUCAUGGAAAUACAGAAACUAAAAAAGAAUGAUCCAAGCAUUAAUUGUACAGGAAUUGAAGCACAAUAUCAUUUAUUGUGUGAAUUGACUCCUGAUCCUAAUGACGUAGAGUGUAAAUCUGCUAAUGCUCAUAGUAACAAGAACAGGUCAAAUAAUUACCUACCUCCUGACAAGUAUAUUGUAGCUCUUAAAGAUACCAAUGAUGAUUACAUAAAUGCAUCAUACCUUAAUGGCUAUCAAGGGAAAAAAGAAUUCAUUAUAGCUCAAAGUCCUAUGGAAAACACUAUGAGAGACUUUUGGAAAAUGAUAGUAGAUUAUAAAGUGUCUACUAUUGUCAUGCUGUGUGGAGAUGAAGAUUGCUGCUAUCAAUAUUGGACUGGCUCAAAGACACAUGGUGAAUUUUCUGUGGAAGUCAAUAAUGAAAGAAGUGCAAAUGGUUAUACAGAAAGAAAUCUUAAAUUAUCCUUUGAUAAAGAGAGCAGAAGUGUAUUAAAAUUACAAGUGACAGAUUGGCCUCAAGAUGGAGUUGUUAGAAAAGCUGGUACCAUUCUACAAGUAAUUAAUGAAGUGAGAAACAGACAAAAGAGAGGACCAGUAGUGGUACAUUGUAGUGAUACAGUGAGUCGUUCAGGAGUCUAUUGUUCAGUGAGUAUUGCUCUAGAGCAGUGUAUAAAAGAAGGUGUAGUGGAUGUAUUUCAAGUAACUAAAACUGUCAGAAGAAGUAAACCAGGAGCUGUCACUACACCGGAGCAGUAUGAUUCUAUAUAUGACAUCAUUGACUUGUACAUUCAAACUACAAACAAAUAAUAGAUUACAUGCACUUGUCAUUUUUGUAAGA